Molecule: messenger RNA, 2645 nt
Organism: Musa acuminata AAA Group (dessert banana)
Lineage: Eukaryota; Viridiplantae; Streptophyta; Magnoliopsida; Zingiberales; Musaceae
Product: pentatricopeptide repeat-containing protein At2g22410, mitochondrial-like
Exons: 2
Coding region: 292-1992 (566 amino acids)
Molecular function (GO): protein binding
Source: RefSeq, a predicted model, not a curated record
AUAGUCCUUCGACAACUUUCUUGAACCCUUGAGAACAACAGGGGUUGGCAAUUCUUGUACAGAUUAACAAGAAGCAAUGUGUACGGGGAUGUUAUGCACUCGAUCGUUGUAGAACUUGGUGUUUCAUCGUCUCAAACGUGUCAAUGCAUCAUUGUACAGGUUCAAUUUUGUCUUCGCUUUAUAUCUUUCGUGGAAGUGGAUGAACGAUGCUGUUGAUAGUGGCAGAAUUGGGAAGUUCGUGUCGAUGUGUGGUCGCCACCUGCUUCUUCGAUUUAGGACUUGGAGCUUUUGAUGUCGGCGUCGCUGUCGGCAGCUUCUUCCUUUUAUGGCCUUGGAAGAGGAAGAAUCCUUCUACAUGGGCUCUCCAAGUCGUCCUGCUGCCUCUCCAUGUCCCACCUCAAGCAGCACCUCGCACGGAUCAUCGUCGCCGGAGCCUCCGGGCACCCGUCCGCCCUCGCCUCCCUCCUCUCCUUCGCGGCCACGUCCCCCCACGGCGACCUCCGCUUCGCCUCCCUCCUCUUCGCCCACGCCCCCAUCCCCGCCCGCUUCGCCUACAACUGCAUGCUGCGGGGCCUCGUCGGCGCGCGCCUCCCCGGCGGCGCCCUCCUCUUGUAUCUCCAGAUGAACCGUGGUUGCGUGGCCCCCGACCGCUUCACCUUCCCCUCCGUCCUGAAGGCCUGCUCGCUUCUCCCCGCCGCCGCCGCCGGCGAAUCUGUUCACGCGAGAAUCUUCCGCCUCGGUUUCUCUUUGGACGCCUACGUCCGGAGCGGCUUGGUCAGAAUGUACUCCGAGUUCGACCAAGUCGCUGCCGCUCGACGGCUGUUCGAUGAAAUCCCGGAUAGAGAUGUCGUUUUGUGGAACUCGAUGAUCGGAGGGUACGUCAAGUGCGGGGAUAUCGCGUACGCUCGCCGACUGUUCGAAGAGAUGAAACAUAGAAAUGUUGGGACGUAUAAUGCACUCCUGGGGGGCUAUGCAAAGUUUGGUUUCAUGGAUAGCGCUUCUAGGCUUUUUGACGAAAUGCCUGAGAGGGAUGUUGUCUCGUGGAACACGAUGAUUGGAGGUCACGCUAGGUCGGGAGCCAUUAAGGUUGUGCGAGACCUGCUCGCCCGGGCGCCACAGAAGAAUGCCACUACGUGGAGCGCCGCGAUAUCGGGGCUGGCGCAGUGUGGCAGGUUCAAGGAUGCACUUGAUCUGUUCAAGGACAUGUUGGUCGAGGUGCCACGGCCUAACCAGUCUGCUUUGGUCAGCGUGCUUUCAUCUUGUGCCCAUCUGGGCACUCUUGAACAGGGCAUAUGGAUUCACAGGUACAUCACCAGGCAAGAGAUCGAGGUGGACGAUUUUCUCGGCUCGUCGCUCAUGGACAUGUAUGCCAAAUGUGGGAUGCUACAAGGCACCAAGCUGGUGUUUGACAGAUUGGAGAAGAGACAUGUUUGCUCUUGGACCUCGAUGAUCUAUGGAUUUGCCAUGCACGGGCGUUCCCCAGAGGCAUUGGAAACUUUCAGAGAGAUGGAAAGAUUAAGGAUUAAACCCAGUGAUGUUACAAUCAUAGCUGUAUUAUGUGCUUGCUCUCAUGCAGGAUUAGUAGAGCAGGGACUUAACAUAUUUAGUCGGAUGCAUCAUGACUAUGGAAUAACACCAAAGAUUGAGCAUUAUACUUGUAUGGUUGGUAUUCUCAGUAGGGGGAAUUUGAUAGAGGAAGCCCUGGAGGUCAUCAAAUCCAUGCCAAUGGAACCCGACGAGUUUGUAUGGGGAGCAUUGCUUGGUGGGCUCAGGGCAAACAGCCAAGACCAGUUGGGCAAUGAAGAAGAGUUGUCAUCAAAGAUGGUUGAUUUAAAGCCAAAAUCCAGUGGAGCUUACGUUCUUGUUGCAAACAUGUUUGCGUCGAUCGACCGGUGGGAUGAUGCCACAAGGAUGAGGAGAAUGAUGGUGGGACUCGGUGUGAAGAAGAACCCUGGAUUCAGUCUGAUUGAGGUCAAUGGAUGUUGUUCAUGAGUUUUUAGCUAGUGGUGCGGGAGGUUAAACAAGAAAUCAGAUCAAUUGGAGGAUAAGCUCAUCAAGAGAAUAGAAGUGUCCUAGUUGCCUGUGAUUGCAGCUUGUGAUCUCUUCAUGUACUCCUUUGCAAGCCUCAUCAAGGUUACCUGCCACCAGAGGUUCUUCUUUGUCUGCCAUCUUCAGCAGAUUUCACAGCAGACAUAGUCACAUUUCCAUGAUCGGAAAUCUUAGCUGAUGAAUUCUCGGACAAUGCUUUUGCCAGCAGCUUUUGCAAAGGCAUCCAUCUUGGUCAGGUUUGAAGUAAUAUCAGUUGAUGCAACAGGCUUGGCAGCAGCUUGAGCCUUCUAAUCUUGUGUUCCAAUAGUUCUUUAUAGCUAGGUGAGUUCUUCCAGGCAGCAUAGAAGCAAUCACAGACCAACUUAUUCAACAUCCAGUGGAAAAAGGAUGGAUUAACAAAUAACCACUAGCUUUGCUGAAUUUUUUAUUGUAGAUUUAUUAUAUCAUUUUUUAUAUUUAUACAUUGAAUUUAGAUUUCAUUUGCAGACUAAAUGCAGCAUAUAGUUGUUAGACUUGUUUGAAACUAUUUUAGAGUAAGUAUGCUUUAAGUUUUAUGCAAAUUACCAACUCCCAAUGUUGUUGUGGAGAGUGUAUUA